UUCCCCUCCAUUUUCAAAAACUCAUCCGCGCUCUCAGAAAACCGUCUCCUCCCAAACGCAUCGAAAAUGGCGGGAGCUCUGUCGGUCGUCGCCGGCGAGCAGCUUCCGGCGGGCUCCGUCAGAGGUUACUGGGAGGUUCGCUUCUCUCGCUUCUUCGCCCUCGCUUCCCGGCCGUCCGCAUGUCCCUCGCUCGUCCCUCUUCGCGACUCCGACCGUCGUCGCCUCUCUCCCUCGGGCGGGACCUGGCUCUCGUCCUCCUCGAAGGCUUCGCUGCAGCUUCACUCCGGUCCGCCCGGGAUCAUCACCGUCUGCUUGAGCGGGAAGUUGCUCGAACACCAUUUAGUUUCCAAAUUGCAGUUCUUCAGGCCGCAGUUGUCAUACAUGUCUGAAUUUCCAGCAAUGGCUAGCAGAGCUGUCCUUGUGAGCUACAGGGAUUGCAGAAAUAAGAUCCAGAAAUUUGCCUUAAGAUUUUCAACUACUUGUGAAACUGAUUCAUUCAUUAGUUCUUUAAAGGAGAUCUUGAAAGAUGCCACUGAAAUAGAACUGCAAACUACUCACGUGGCAUCUCAAAUAUCUGCUCAUUCUGAGUUCACAUCCUAUUCUCCUUACAGAGUUCAGGAGGAAAAGGAUACUGUUUCUUGCAUUGGCAUUCAGGAUCCUGAAAACUUAGCAAUCUUGGAGAAUGAGUCUCAACAGUUCUCUUCAAACACGGAAAAUGUUUAUGAUCGUGAUGCCGAAAAUGGCCUUGCAUCCUUUCCUCCAAGCUUCACAUCAUUUCUGACUAGUUGUUGCGCCGACCGCAAACAAGCCACAGCACAAUCAACUAUACCUGAAGUAGUCGACCUCAAAUCACAAAUCAUGAAAUACAUGGAAGAUUCUGAAUUUCAAGAGAUGUUGAUUAGAGUGGACAGGGUCAUCAAUGAAAUCAGAGUGUGAUUUAUCAUUGUAAUUGUCACGGCUGUUGAUAUCCUUAGUGUGGCAUCUGAAACCUUGGCUGCUAUGGUGGGUCUUGAACCUUGUAGUUAACCAUCUAGAGUGUAGAUCUUUUUUCCACUUUUUCAAAAAUUCCUUGUUGCAGUAUAAUGUUGUAAAACACCUGGGAUAUUCAAGAUCAUUCAAGGGCAAAUUGUUCCUUAAGUAAGCUCCGGCUCCCCUGGUUACUGGUUGGAAUUAUAUAAGGUGAUUUCAGCACGCCACAAGGACUGCCUGCUGAAAGCUCCAAGUUCUAGCUUUGGUUAAUGCUUUACUUGGCUUUUCUCCU
Rhodamnia argentea is the source of this 1261-nucleotide messenger RNA. RefSeq names its product protein POOR HOMOLOGOUS SYNAPSIS 1. The coding region runs from base 67 to 936 and encodes 289 amino acids. The transcript has 8 exons. NCBI's taxonomy places the organism in Eukaryota, Viridiplantae, Streptophyta, Magnoliopsida, Myrtales, Myrtaceae. The record is from RefSeq and is a predicted model, not a curated record.